Messenger RNA from Paraglomus occultum, 281 nucleotides. The record is from the annotation of a GenBank genome assembly. Lineage: Eukaryota; Fungi; Glomeromycota; Glomeromycetes; Paraglomerales; Paraglomeraceae.
GGGCAAUGAACACACAAGUCUGUACAGCAACCAAAAGGACACCAUACGAACUUGUGUAUGGACAAGAACCUCAUUCUGGUUUUGCUUUGAUGAAAGAGUUAUAUGAUCAAGGCAUAUGGGAUGAGGAAGAUAUACCAGACAAUGUGACUGUGCAAAACUAUGAGAGCGAUGACAAUGGUGAGAGCAGUGCACAUGUACCAGAAUCUGAAAGUGCUCCAAUGUCAUCUGAUGUCAUGUCUACAAAUCAUGAAGCAUUUUGGAAAGCUGCAGCAGAAAAUUAA